Lingula anatina is the source of this 1158-nucleotide messenger RNA. RefSeq lists its product as uncharacterized. The record is from RefSeq and is a predicted model, not a curated record. Gene Ontology annotation, molecular function: chitin binding. Gene Ontology annotation, cellular component: extracellular region. Lineage: Eukaryota; Metazoa; Brachiopoda; Lingulata; Lingulida; Lingulidae.
AUAAAAGUGGGUGCAUCUUGUUCUCGGAGACUUCAAGCGAUCACUAGUGGCACUGGAAGCAUCAAGACGUAGAACUGUCGUCUGACUUAAAUAUUUGUCUCUUGUUUUCCUGUGAAGGUCUGGUGCUCUCUUAAGUCCCGCGCAAUGUCCAAACCAACACCCGUCUUUUUGGUCACCAUAGUGAUAGCAACCAUGGCAACCAGUGUCAUGGUUACAACCGUCCUUGCGUCCUCCUGUUCCAGCUGCCCCACUACGACCGCCAAAGCCGACAAGCUCUACUUCGACGACGCCACACUGGGCCUGGAUUGUUACUUCCUCGGGAACGGCGUGCACCAAGACUGCAGUUCCUGUAGGUCCUACAUAAAUUGCGCCAAUGGGGUGAAGUCUGUGAUUCAGUGCGGAAAAGCAAAAGUUUGGGAUCAGAGCAUCAAAGCUUGCGUCAGACCCGCUCUGGAGACCGCCACCUGUAUUGCCACGCGUGAUGACCUCAAUGGCAUGUGCACUUACCUCGCCACGGAUGGAAACUGGCUAAAGGACAAUGAAAAUGUCUUUUUCUUUGCAUACUGUUACCAGUACUACUACAGCUUAAGCCACCAGAUUCAGACAUGUCGCAAAUGCAUGACGGGAAAGCUGCAAGAACCGGUUCCGCAAACGGGGGUCCUGGGCAUGGACUCUUCCUCGGAGUGCGUUGGGCGGCAAGGGGCAGGCUACCAGUUGUGCAACACGUGCUUAAAAUACGGGUACUGCGACUACAACAACCUGUUACCCAUUAUUCUGCCCUGUCCGCCCGGGAAAGUUUACGACGCCAAUAUUCCCGUGGACAGCAACAGUGGUGACAUCUAUCGACAGUGUAUUGAACCAUGGAAAACGAAUACCUGUCGUCUGACGGAUGCGGACAUGAAAACGCUGUGCGACCACUACAAAAAUGCUAUGUCCACAGAAAUGGAAUAUUCGUUCUAUUAUAGUCACUGUUUGAUAAUAUAAACGCUACUCGUCGAAACAUUAUUUAUUGUCGAACAGUUUGAACGCUAUGGGCGUAAUCAUAAAAAAUUCAAAUUACUUCUCAAGGGAGGAUAAACAACUCAUCAAUAUUUUUCUAUUUUCAAAUAAGGUCAUACCUUAAUGUUAUCUAUUUUUUUCUUCUCUGUUAUUAUUAUU